Molecule: messenger RNA, 5427 nt
Organism: Symbiodinium sp. CCMP2592
Lineage: Eukaryota; Dinophyceae; Suessiales; Symbiodiniaceae
Source: the annotation of a GenBank genome assembly
AUGGGUCUGUGGCCGAGCGAAUCGGCAAAGUGCUCCUCAAGGAACGGUAUUUCAGGCUUCCCUAGCGGGUGGAAGUCCAGUGCCGGCUCGGAUUACAACUUCAUCGGCACCAUCGCUGACAUAGACUUCACGGUCAACCAUGACAAUGCGACCGGGCAGAUGUUGCGCAGCAGUGCUGAGUAUUGGUUCACCACUGACAUCCCUGCCCUGAGCUGCACGGUGCAUCCGGGUCGUGGCAGGGGGAGCUUGGAACUGCAGACCCAGUGGCCAAGAAUGGCCGCUUUUGUCAUGAGUUGGAAGGAGAAAGUGGAUCAGAAGGCGCCGAAGGACGAGCUUGAGGCCUUCAAAUCCACGAGCCUCUCGCUUCACUUCAGCAUUCGUGCCAAAGAUGCGGAUCCUUUGGCGGGAUUCUGGAAGCGGUAUCAAGCCGCCGAAGAUCUGGUGCAGAGUGCCAUCGAGACUGGCAAUGGCUACGCCUUGAAGCUCUGUGAUCGCUACGUGGAGUUGAAAGCUCUUCUGGUGGCGCUGGGAAAACCGGCGACGCCGGACACAAUGUUCGAAGAACUACAAGCGGCGAAAGCCAAAGACAUCGUGCGCUUCGCAAACGCCGAAACAACUGUAGGCUCCGCCGAUCAGAUUCGGAAGCUCCUGCGGCUCGUCGACGUGUGCACCCAAGCAGGCGUCUAUCCUCUUUUGAAGUCAUUGCAAAUCAUCGGCUCCGAGCGUACCUGGGUCAGUCGCUGGACCACAGUCCAGCGACUACCAGGGUUCGUUGGCCAAGUGCCGGCGCAUUGCGAGUGGUCGGUGCAAAUGAUCGCGGUGGCGAUGAGAGGCGACCACGACGAAGUGCAGCGCAACCUGCACCACGACCCCCGCUUCCUGACGCCGAACACCUUAAAGGAUGUGGUGGACUUCCUGCUGACGCUGCGAAAAUGGUUGGAAAAGCUCCACUCCGACUUUCAGCUGCCAGAUGGCCAUUCCUGCAAGGACGCAUUUGAGGUGGCAAAGAAGAGCUGCCUGAGCCUCAAGAGCUUCACUGAGCGGGAUCGAGCUUGCAAAGGAUGCCUUCCGGGCGAGCUCGUGGUCUGUGUGCAGCUCAUGGAAGACAUCAUGAUUGGGAAGCACGAUGUCGCGCUUUGGGGGGUGGUCAUGGGCCAGGCGACUGCCAGCUUCGAAACACGGAUGGGACAUGCCACCAUCCUGAAGGUGACGAAGCAAGCUGAUGACGCGUUGAAGAAAUUCUUGCAGCCACAGGCACCUGUGCCUCAGGCUGCCCCAGUGGAGGCCGCUAUGGAUGGCAGCGACCAGGAGGCAGAGCUCCCCACUGCUGCAGGGGCUGGUCGAGUUCGCGAGCGAGCACGACUGCUUCAAGAAGCUGCGUCGUCGGAAGUGGCGACCUUCGUGUCGACGCUGGUGCAUGACCACCAGGAUGCGGCGAAGCUCAACAAGGUGUUAUUGGAACACACAGCGGUCCAGAGACCUGUGGCCAAGGACACCCGGCUCCUCGUGCAUUGGGACUGGGCUAAGGAAGCCGAAGCGUCCCAGACGUUUACUCGCAGCCACAACAUAUUUGAGCGCAUACCGGGGAUGUGCCGGAACAGGGCUUUGAUCUCAUGCUUGGCCAUGCUGCUCUGUUUCGACAGUGGCAAUGCGACCUCCAACUCGGAGAUGCGGAAAGGGAAGAAAAUGUAUGAGACGGUGUCCCUGCACUUGUUGCCCAGCCAACACGACUUGAAGAAGCGAGCGAACUAUCGGCUUUCGGCCGGAGGCAACAAGCGCCGACGCACCAGUGCCGACAACAUUGGAUGCCUUUCUAAGAUUUGUGGGAUGGAGACCGCGAUGUUUUGCCACCACCCGGAGCACCCGCCAGAGGCAAAGCCGUUCCAGUAUGUCAGCGCGCCUGGGAUGGAAGAUUCCAGCAUGGGAUGGCUUCCAGUUCCUUUGCUGGACCCGGAAGACUUGGAGACGGUUCCCAUGGCCUUCAAGCAGUCGGUGUUGCGCGUGCCGUCCAAGACCUCGAAUGCUUAUGAGAAGAAUCCCCUCCCCGCAGAGCUGGACCUCACGGAAGAAGUGCCUCUGAGUCAUUUUUCAAGGGCUCCUUGCGUCUGUCGUGAGCUCCUCCAUCAAGCAUCGGCGGGUCGACUCAUCGACCUGUCCCCAAACGGCCUGGACUUUGCUUUGCAAGCGAUUCACAUGCGUAUCUUCACCAUCCUGGUGUGCCGAAAUGAUGAGCAUGCAACGGUUCUGAAGGAGAAGCUCCAGAGCAUGGUUGCUCGAAUGAUGGACGAUCCUGGCAAUGAAAGGUUCUUCGUCAGCAAUGCCACUCUCGGCAUUGAGGCGGAGGAGGAUUCGCAGCCUGAUGAAGGCAACGGCAAUGGUGCAGAUGAGAAUGAGGAGGCCGCCGCAGGGCACGAUGGCGAUGACGGCGAGAAUGCAGGAGAACGCUCGUGGCUGGCUGACGUUACAUUUUCUCUUCUGGUCGCAGAGGACCGCAGUGAAGCGACGGACCAGUGGGGCGACAAAAGAAGAGGUCCAUCGACGUUGAUGGCUGAUCUCCGGCCGGGAGGCGACCUUUUGCCGGCCGGUCACGACUCGAAGGCUGGCAUCUCUCUCAUUUGCGUGCUGGCAGCAUUUUGCCCGAUAGGUUACCGGUAUGCGUGCGGCAUGGAUAGCUUGAUAUGCUUCAUAGGCCAUGCCGGAAUUCUUUGGCGGGAGCAGUGGCUCGAGUGCGGAGGGGAGCGCAUGAAAGAUCAGAUUAUUGGCAAGGGCUUGGGGUCUGGGGACGUUCCCCAAAUCAAGGAUGUGGAGUGCCAGAGGCGGCCACGUGUAGUGGGCUCGUGUGCAGCCGUGGGCAAUGCGUGGGCGAAUUUGACUCGCGGAGAGUGCGGCCGGGCAAGCGAGCCACUUUACAGAUCUGUGACCUUCUUGAUCAUGCCACUACCCCUGGCCACUGUGCUGCUGUGCAAGCAUUGGUCUGACGAGGCGAAUUUCCCUGCGCAGCGAGCAAGUGCACAGCAACACUUUCAGAAUAUCAAGGCCAUGGCAAGCCAAGCCUUUAUAGACGACCAGGAAUUGCUCAAGAGCGUGAUCGCGAUUGGCUGGGCGGAGGAUGAUUGUCAAGGGUUCAAAAUCAUUCGUAUCAGAAUGGUCACGAAAGACCUUCAAGUUGUAACGCGACUGUUCGACUUGAGCCGUUCAGCUCACAAGAAGGCGGUCCAGAAAGUCGAGCACGCGAAGGCAGCCAUACAUCAGGUUUUUCCCGAGCCGGAGCUGGAGAAGCGCUUCUGCAACUUGGUGAAGGUGUUCACCACUGACGGUGAACCAGCCGAGCUGGCCGCAGCGGCCAUAUCGCACCCGACCAUUUUCCCGCAAUUGCGGGCAGUGUGGAGGUGCUUGUUGCACUCUGCGCAACGCUCUCAAGAGAAUGCGAUCAAGUCGUGCGACCGCGCGGCGCACCUCAUGAGCGAGCUGAUCAACAGGUUCAGUGAUUCCAGUGGUGCCGGAGGUCUUGCCCGAGCACUCCACAAUUCACCGUUGCUUCGGUCCAAGUUUCAGGCCGUCGAGGCACGCGACCUCGACGCAUUGGGGACCCUCGCGAGCCCCGGCGCCCAUGCUGCCUGGGCGGCAAGAUUGUUAGACGAGGUGUCUCAGAUCGCUUUCAUGUCGCGCGGCGUGCGGUUGCUCAAGCAGGAACUUGCGAAGCUCUUUGAGUUCAGUGGCCCGAACAGCUCCACCCCGCCCUUGGUGUUGGACUUGGAGCGCUACAGUUCUGGCUUCGUGGCCCUGCUACAGAAAGCUCUGGUGAAGCGAGACCCAACAGGCAGCUGUGCCAUCGUGGGUGACGGGGAGCUGCUCUUCCAUCGCGCAGGACUUUCCGCUCGCGAGUUCAAACAAGCAGUGGUCAAACAGCUUGGGUGCAUUCGCAAUUUGACCGACGUCUUUCUUCGAUCCAUCGCCGCGGAACACCAAGCCGGGAUCGGCGAAUGCUUUGGUGCACUGGAUAUAGAGAAGGGCGCGGCAGCCAGGCAUCAGCAAUUUCUCGUUCAAUAUGCUUGUGACCAGGGAGAAGACUCUUUCAUUUGUCUGCGGUGCGGAGGCCUGCUCUGCUUGAACCCCUCGCGAAACUACUCGGAUCUUCUGCCGCGACCUGAGUGCAUUACGCUUCAGCGGGUCAGUAAAGACGAUAAUGCCUCUGUCAAGGGCAGCGAGCUCGCCAAAGAGAUCAAUGCUGUGCGGUCGGGCAUUUCAUCUCCUCUGGAGUAUUGGGCGGAAGCCUUGAAACACUGGGGAAAACGAGUGCCAGUGCUUCGCGAGGCUGUCGUUGUGAUGCUCUGCAUGUUCGAGGGGACGGGGCUGUUGGAGCAGAACUUAUCAUCAUUCAGAGCAAUGCACCAUGACCAGAAGCGCAACACGUCCCCGGACACCCUUCGUUGCCUUCUGAAGGUGAUGGUUGAUUGUGACCCCGUGGUGACAUUCAACAUCUUGACAAAGGAGUAUAAGCUCACUGAUUUUGGGAUUCGCGCUUACAACAGGUACCGCUCCUUGUUCGGUGCAGCCAGAAAUGCGCCAGCCUCCUUGUUGCCCCGUAGGACUAUGAACCGUCGAUGUUCUUCGACGGGACUUGCAGCUUUGAAACGCCUGCAAGCGCAACAGAAGGCAGACGCCGUCCCCAAGGAGUUGCCGCUGGAGGAAGCGAAAUCCUUGAAGCGUGCCCUGGACACGUCUGCUGAGGAACAUUCCACGAAGCGGCAGAAGAAGAUGGUGGUUGCUUUGGCAGAGCGAGUGACCGCCAAAUUGGCCUUGGUUUCGCCGGCCACUUUUGCGAAGGAUGCACGUGAGCGCUUACAGAAGCUGCAGCUUCAGGAUGAAGAGGAGUUCAAGAAAUUGGACGGCAUGCAGUUGCGGGAGCUGAAAACGGCUGAGAUUCUUGGGGAUGCACAGAAUGGCCUGGCCGUUUGCAUUAUCAGCAAGAAUGAGAUUCCCAAUGCAGACAAGAUCGUCAAAGACAAGGCAAAGGCGUUGUCUCAGCUUUGUGGGCUGCGUGUUUGUCAUUUGACAAGCAGCAGUCUAGUGGCAAGGUGUUUGCGGGCAAAGUUUGUUAUUUUUCUUGCAACCUCGAAGGAGGCAGAGGCAGGCUUGAUUUAUCAUGGCAGUGAAAGUCAUCAAGGUCUCGAUCUCGGGGCUUGCGUCAGCCGGCUGGUGGGAGGAUUCGUAGCGGGGCCGGCUUGGAUGGCAGAGUGCCUUCGUCGUGGACAGCUUUUGACUCCCUUGCUUCGUUUGAGCCCGGCUGCAAAAAUUCAAAGGCAGGGGUGGGAUUCUGUGACAGUUUGCCACAACAAGUUGCAAUUCUCAAGCUACUUUCUGCUAUUGAGAGCGAUGAACUGGGAUUUCGGCACUGGAUCAUUCGAUCCAGCAGAGAAGCGCUGA